AUGCAUCGCAACCUUUUUCUUCUAUCGGUCUUCCUGCUGGCCAAUCCGGUGUCGGCAGUGACAUGGUACUUCCUCCGGUACUACCCCGCCUCCGGGCAGAAGUUCACCUCCUUCUCGGGGGACAUGGUGAUCCCGACCCUGCAGCAGGCCGGGGUGUACUACCUCUGGCCGGGGCUGCAGCCCACCGACAACUCGGGCGUCUACCAGAACGUGCUCGACGGCCGCUCCGGCACGUGGUGGUUCGGGUCCGGGUGGUGCUGCUCGAACCCCAGCUUGCCUUGGGGCGGCGGGUUCAACACGUACGGCGGGGAGACGGUUUCUUUCGCGAAUACGCUUAAGGCGGAUGGUUCUGCGUGGACGACGACUGUUGUGAGGCAGAGCAAUGGUCAGAGUGUGAAUAACGAUUUUGCGUUGGCCGACAAGUCGUUUAAUCAAGUUCUCUUCGCUAUUGAAUUGCAAGUAGGACUGAGAUCGCCAGCUGGCAUUUCUCUGAUGGUGAUUUAG
Molecule: messenger RNA, 504 nt
Organism: Colletotrichum aenigma
Lineage: Eukaryota; Fungi; Ascomycota; Sordariomycetes; Glomerellales; Glomerellaceae
Exons: 2
Coding region: 1-504 (167 amino acids)
Source: RefSeq, a predicted model, not a curated record